AUGACGCAAGAGCACGCUGUAUUUCGCGUGGAUCUCACACAGAUGGACCUGUCACCAAACCUUAUCAAACCCGGUACAAUGAAUCAGAUCAGAGAGGAAACUGGGAAAAACCCAUCCUUAAUGACACUGAAAAAAGUGGUGCUUGGUGGCUGGCAAUCCCAAAAGAUCAAUCCUAGGACACCUCACGAAGGGAAACGUGUCGACCCAGAUGAUACGGUGGGUGAGGCUGAAAAGAAGCAAAUGGAACAAGAAGUCAAAGCCCUCGCAAAAGAUGUCCAGAAAAUGAAUGUUGCAGCAGAAUAUACAGCUAAAAAACUACGUCUCAUCGCCGAUGAUCUCGAUGACGUGUGGAAAGAUUGCAAGAUUACUUCUGCUUUUGGAAAUGGUGCUGGGAUCGUAAGUGGCUUGCUAACAAUUUUCACAAGUGGUGCAUUUACUCCUUUGGCAAUAGCAUUAGGAGCCGCCGGAGCUUGCGCAAACCUUGGUGCAAAUUAUGUAGAAAGCUCCAGAAAUUCCUCUCGCAUCCAGGAAGCAGAAAGGGCUGUGGCAAACGCUAACCGUGCAAUAAAUGACGUUAGGAAAAGAAUUCGCCAGUUGAAAGAUGGUAAAAGCAAUGCUCGACUGGUGUUUUGUGCCACUCUUGCUGCCAAAAUGCUUGGUUUGGACCAUCUGGUUGUUGACUUAAUAAAGAGUCUUCUAAGUUCUGAUAUCCUUUUGAAAUUUUUUCCGGAAUCUGCAGUGCAACUCGCUUCUCAAGUAAUACUGAAACUUGGUGAGGCCACAACCAGUGCUGUGGAAAAAGUUGGUACAAAAGCUGGAGCCGACAGAGCGGGUGCAUUCGUUGCCGGAGUGAGUGUAGCGUUCAUAAUCCUUGAUACCGUGGAGCUGAGUUUCACUGUCAGAGAUAUAGUCAAAAACAAAGGUUCACAUGCAGCCCGAUUGCUUAGAUGUAAAGCAGAAGAAUAUGAGGAACUUCAGUGCGCAUAUUUGUAA
Molecule: messenger RNA, 993 nt
Organism: Orbicella faveolata
Lineage: Eukaryota; Metazoa; Cnidaria; Anthozoa; Scleractinia; Merulinidae
Source: RefSeq, a predicted model, not a curated record